This is a messenger RNA of Punica granatum (pomegranate), 3073 nucleotides long. The record is from RefSeq and is a predicted model, not a curated record. NCBI's taxonomy places the organism in Eukaryota, Viridiplantae, Streptophyta, Magnoliopsida, Myrtales, Lythraceae.
ACUGGUCUGGGAUAUAUAAAGGGCAGCGCACGCUAAAGGUCAAGUUGGAAGGCUAUGGCAUCCUCUUCGAAGAGUGGUUCCAGCUAACUUUGCAGAGGACUGAAGAUCUUCAUCUGCAUGGUUCAGAUGGAACCAAGAGAAGCAUCCAUGGAUUGUGUAGAGAAGGCUUCAAGAAAUUGAAGCAUCUCCAUGUAGAGCACAGUCCCUCUACUCAUUACCUUGUCCGCUCAACCGAAUGUGCAGCCGAGAUAGCAUUUACAGUUCUGGAGUCUCUCUUUCUGGAAAACUUAUCCAAUUUGGAGAAGAUAUGCCAUGGCCUUCCUGGAAAAGGUUCAUUUGAGAAACUGAAAGUAGUGAGAGUCCACCACUGUUGGAGGCUGAAGAAUCUUUUCAGUCUUUCCUUGCUGAGAGACCUUAGAAACCUCGAAGAAAUCGAGGUGAUUGGCUGCAGCAUGAUGCAGGAAAUUGUCAUAUCUGAAAGCACUUCAGAGGAUUAUAAGAAAGACAAAGUCACCGAGGACUAUCCAGCAGAAAAGGAAAAAUUAACCAAGGAUGAUAAAGGUUUACGCCGUAUAAAAUUGGAGAACUUGCAGAAUAUCACAACUUUCUUGACCAACGCUGCAAAGCCAAUACCACCAGAUUCACAAACGAACUCAGGAGGGGGCAAUUUCGGUAAGGACAAAUCUCAAAAUACAGUUGCUUUCUUCAACAGCCAGCAGGCUUUGCUUCACUGCUUGGAGUCACUGGAAUUACUUAAGCUUCCCAAAUUGACAGAGAUAUGGCAGGACCAACCUUCCGUUACGUGGAGCAAGCUUAAGUCCCUAAGAAUAGAGGAAUGCCACAACCUCUUGAAGGCUGUUGACUCGAGUAAUUUAUUAAUGAAGCUUGAGAGCUUGGAAUCAUUAUCAAUAAACGAUUGCAAGUCAAUGGAAGAAAUCUUUGGUUUACGAGGCAUUGCAAGCGGAACUAUCAACAAGAAUCUGCCCCGUUUACAUGCACUGGAGUUGGAGGAUUUGCCAAGGUUGAGGUGUCUGUGGAACACGACGACUGUCAAAGGAAUUUCAGGACCUCAAAACUUGGGGUCGUUGAAGGUCAAAUUUUGCUCAGAUUUGAGGUAUCUGUUCACUUCAUCCAUGGCUAAAGCUAUGGCAAACCUGAGGGAAUUACAUGUUUCAUGUUGUGACAACAUGGAGGCGAUUGUUAUGGGGGACGGUGAAGUUGUAUCGAAGCAAAGUCGGUUCCCACCAUCGAAGGUACUCAGGCCAGCAGUCAAAUAUCCAGCCUGCCUCAUGUUUAGCCCCUCAAGUUCUUCCGGGAAGCAUGUAGACCGUGACAUGGUGGAAGCAACAGUCGAAAAAGUUAAGGACAAGGCAAAGAACAUCAUAGCGUUCCCAUCCUUAAGGGUGUUAACUAUAUAUGAAUGCAGCAACAUGAAGAGUUUCGUCUUAUCAUGUAAGAGGGAGCAAGAAGCCGUCAUGAUGGUUGGUGAUGAUAGCUCAUACUCGGAGUCUGAGGACGACAGCCAUGCUGUCUUCUUCAAUGCAAAGGUUCAUCUUCCGACCUUGGAGGUGCUACGACUCGAGGACUUAUCUUGUAAAAAGAUAUGGCACGAUAAACUCCCAGAGGGAUCCUUUUGCAAGCUAAAAAAUAUCACUAUUCGCGGGUGUAAACAUCUAUCAGUCGUCUUUCCUUCAACUUUCAUAGAAAGAAUGAAGAAUCUGGAAAGUGUCUGCGUGAAAGAUUGCUCAAUUCUAACAAGACUAUCCGCACCUCUUUCGUUGGACUCUGACAACAAGCUCAAGUGGAUGAGUCUGCCUGAACUGAAAGAAGUGAUUUUACAUAGACUGCCACAACUGACGCAUGUUGUGGAGGGUGGCUCCCGCUCCCACAGGGUACUCGGAUUUCCAAGUCUAACAAGAGUUGAAGUAUUCAGAUGCGAGAGAUUAAUGGAUAUGUUCCCUACUGCCACAGCCAGAACACUCUCAAAGCUAGAGGAAGUUUCAAUUGAAUAUUGCGACAGCAUGCGGGAAAUGAUUGCCAAAGAAGAAAGCGAAGGGGAAGGGAUCGACGAACUGACAUUCCCUCGAUUGAGUUCACUGAAACUUUACGAUCUCAUGAAUUUGAUCUGUUUCUCUUCUGCGAGUUGUUCAUUUGACUUUCCAUCCUUAGAAGGCCUAUCAAUACGUCGCUGCCAUAAGAUGGAGGCAUUCAUCUUACCCAUAGCACAUCCUGAAACUGCAGCAUUCUUCAAUGAGAAGGUCGAGCUUCCGAAAUUGGUGAAAUUAGAGAUUGAUCGAAUAGGAUUGAAAGAGUUAUUGAAUACUCAGAUCCCUCCUGGGUCUUUGCGAAACUUGAGGCAACUUGUUAUGUUCAGCUGCCCUAAGUUUCAAGGUGUCAUUCCAUCCUUUGCAAUGAAGAGGUUGCAGCGACUGGAGACCUUGCGCUUAAUGGGGAAGGGGAGCGAGUCACUGUUAUGUAUCCUUACUAUCCAGAGACUGACUUGCUUAGAGAUCCAGUGUUUCCAGCUUAGAAAUCUUUUCACAGCUUCACAAGUGAAAUGCCUGCGACAUCUCCAGCGGCUCAAGAUAGAAUCAUGUGAUAUUCUGGAACAUGUCGUAAUUGCAGAUGGAGAGGCACCAGCAACUGGGGGCAUUGUCUUUCCUUGCUUAACUUUCUUGGAACUUAGUAUUCUGCCAGAACUAUGCAGCUUCUACCACAAACGCUGCACAUCGGGCAAAGAGAGCCAUGAAGAAUCAGGCUGGGAGGAUGAAGACAGUCUCCAACAUCAAAUUCAGCCACCACUAUUUUGGGUUGAGAAGGUUUCAUUCCCUUGCUUGGAGAAAUUGGCGAUUUCAAGCUUUAGACAAGUUGAAGAUGAUAUGUCAUGGGCCAGUUGUUCCACACGCUUUCAGCAAACUGACAGAGAUUAAAGUGGAAGGCUGUAAUAAGCUGGAACAUGUAUUCAAAUCCGAUAUCCUACAGCCAUUUGUAAACCUUGAAAAGCUGACCAUCAGUGAUUGCAAGUCAUUAUCGGUCAUAUAUGAUCUGCAAGGGCUCGUAGUGAACCCAGGAA